Gordionus sp. m RMFG-2023 is the source of this 3333-nucleotide messenger RNA. Its product is annotated as Na(+)/H(+) exchange regulatory cofactor NHE-RF3-like. Gene Ontology annotation, molecular function: protein-membrane adaptor activity; protein binding. Bases 133 to 2199 code for a protein of 688 amino acids. NCBI's taxonomy places the organism in Eukaryota, Metazoa, Nematomorpha, Gordioida, Chordodea, Parachordodidae. Gene Ontology annotation, cellular component: apical plasma membrane. Gene Ontology annotation, biological process: protein localization to plasma membrane. The record is from RefSeq and is a predicted model, not a curated record. The transcript is spliced from 9 exons.
CAAAUUAAAAUUCUCAUCAUUCAAAUCCAAAAUUUUCUACAUUCCCUCAUCUGUUUAACCACCCUGGAUUUCUUAUCCUAAAUGUUUUAAUCUCAAACAAAAUUUUGUAUCCUUUAUUAAAUUAAAGAUAUUAUGGAUUCAGGUCGGAGGCCUCGAUUAUGUCAUUUAUUCAAGUGGACUAGUUUUGAUGGGUAUGGUUUCAAUUUACAUGCAGAAAAACAUAAAACGGGCCAUUAUAUAGGCCACAUAGAAGAAGAAAGUCCUGCAGCUUUGGCCGGCCUUUUAGAAAGUGAUAGAGUCAUUGAAGUAAAUGGUAAAAGUGUUGUAAAUUACACUCAUGCUCAAGUUGUGAAUUCAAUUAAAGAAAAUCCUGAUGAAGCUAAAUUACUAGUUGUUGACCAAGUCACAGAUCAAUACUUUGAAGAAGAAAAUAUUCCAAUCAAUGGUGAAUUAAAAAAUAUACUUUACAUUAAAGCAGAUAAACCUAAAAGGGAAAGCAUCAUUAACAUAAAUAAUCCUAGUGGGGACACAAUAAACACUGCAAAUCAAGAUACAACCAAUGUUAAUAUAAAUGCAAAUAAAAACCUACCUAACAUAAAUGCAAAAAAAUCCCUUUCAAAAUCCCUAACCAUUCCGCGCAAUCAGGCAGCCACGUUCGUCAAAUGCUCUCUCAUAACCGACCGUAACUUUAAGGGUUACGGGUUUGAUCUGCGCGACGCGCCGCCUCAUCAGCCAAAAAACAAAGCCUCAACUUCGUCAAAAUCACCGACCGAUAACGGUGAACAGUCGUCACUUUCCGGUGCCGGUCGCUCAUUUAUCAUAUUGGAAGACGCGUCUAGAGCCCUGGACGAUCAACCCGGUUUGGGUACCCCGUUCGAAGGCAAGCACUUUGUGGGUUCGGUUGAUUCCGGCUCCCCCGCCGAAAAAGCCGGUCUCAAAGCCGGCGACGCCUUGUAUAAAGUUAACGAUACACCGGUGCAGGACUAUACGCAUGAUAAGGUGGUUCAAAUGAUUAAAGCCGAUCCCGAAAGAGUUACCUUGCUUGUGGCUCGCAAAAUGUCGUCCACUCCGAGCUCCACCCCAACCAGUGAUUCACAUAGUCUUAAAAACGGAAUUUCCAACUCUCGCGAAAAAGACGAUUUGAUAAAUAAAUCUAACGUAUUCCUCGCGACCAAAGGUGCCACCCAUCCAUCUCCCAAUAAUUUUGGUAGGAAACCAGACGAUACAAAUAAAAUGAACGGAAAUAGUAAUUCGAGAAUCAAUUCACUAGAAGUUCCCAAGAUGAUUGGUAUCGAAGAAUUUGGCCAUGAUAAAUUGCCGGAAGUCAAAUUGUGUCAUCUCAAAAAAUGGCCUAAUUUUGACGGGUACGGUUUCAAUUUGCAUGCUGGAAAGACGGAGGUCCAGCAAGGACCCGAUGGGAAACCGGUGGAAAAGAUUGGUCAUUUUAUAGGGAACGUGGACCCCAAGAGCCCAGCUCAGGCUGCCGGUCUUGUCCCUGGGGACCGAGUUAUAGAGGUUGACCAGGUCAACGUGGAAGACAUGAAUCACAAAGAGGUGGUAAACCUGAUAAAAACGGACCCAGAAAAUACUUGUCUUCUAGUGGUUAAUGAAAAGGACUACGAAUACUUCACCGUAAACAAAAUUCCCAUUAACGCCAGAUCGGAAAACGUGGUGGAAAUGUACUCCAGCCCUCGUUCCACUUUUGAUAAGAAAAACGCCAAUCAGGAAGCGUCACCCAUCAUUAAGGACGUGGCAUCUGUCAAUCACGAAUCUAGACCUAUCGUUGACCAGCGAAAUAACGAUGAAGAAGGCGACGAGAUCCUAAACGUGGCUGCUGAAAGAACUCCGGAUUGGAUCCAAGGAGAUGGAAGCAAUGGGUUAGUGCACGUUGACCGAAUUCCCAUCGAGCAGAGCCCGGACUAUGGAAGGCUCAUCGGAGGACGGCACGAUGUUUCGGACAGUAAAAUGGAAAGUAGUUUUUAUAAGAGAAUGAGUGAAAAGCUUAGCCCAGAUGAUAACUCGUCGUACAAAUCGACAUUCACCAACGGGGAUCGUUCCCCUUCUUCUCAAAAGGAUUCUUGGAAUAUGAGCGCCAACGAAAUAAAAGCGAAGUUAGCCAACGAAUCCCGCAGGAAGAAAGAUUUGAAAUCCGAUAGUCGCACUUUGAAAGAAAAAUACGAAAUUCUGCAAAAGAUGUGAUUUUUUCUUAAUAUUUAUUUUUCUCUCUCCCACGAAUUUGUCCUUUUUAUUUUAUUGAGUAUUCGAAAAAAAGUGAAAAAAACUUUAUUUCUCAAUCUAAUUGGGGUUUUUUUCUUUUUUUUUACGAGUGUGAACGCGAUUCUUCAUCUGAAAUCACAUUUUUUUUUACGCAAAGCAUUUAUAUAUUUCCCCGUGAUUCAAAGCUCGAAACGAUUGUAAUAAUAAAAUAUGAAGAGGGAUUUUUUUUUGUUUAAUUUUAAUUGCGCAAUUUACUUAUAAACGAUUUCAAUUAUCGAUAUACAUUACGAUCCUUAAAUUCCUUUGAUUUUUUUUUUCAUCCAUUACUAAAAAGCCAUUGAAAAUCAAAAAUAUUGGUCUAUUUGACAUUUAUUAUAUAUAUAUAUAUAUAUUCUUUAAAUUAUCGCCAUUAGAAAUGAUUCCGCAUUUUAUUAAGAAUAUAUUAUUUUUUUUCCAACGCCCCUUUGAAAUAUAUUUAAAAAAAUUUAAAAAAAGAGUAAAUAAAGCAAAAAAAAGGGGGGAAUUUUUCAAAUUUUUUUGAACAUUUUCCGCAGGAAAAUCGCGCGUAUUCUUAACUUAACUAAAUAAUCGAAAAUAAAUAAAUGCAUUAUUUUUAAAAAUUGUUGUUUAACAACAUCGUGCAUUGAAAAGAGUAUAAUGAAUUGUUACGCAGUUUUUUUGAUAACAAAAUUGAUUAUGAGUAUUUUACAUAUUUUGUCAUUGAUUAAUAGGUGAUGACUUAUAUAAACAAAAUGCCACACAUAGAUCCGUCCUUCAAAUUGCCAUGCAAAUCUAGAAAAACUAAUCAUUUAAUUUAUUUAUUUUAUCAUGUAUUAUUCCCUUUUUAUAGAAAUUAUAGGCUCCGAUUUGUUUUUCCCCCCUUUUGACCAAUUUUCUAUUACCGGAGCAUAUUUUCAUGAUUAUUUAUUUAUUAUUAAUUAAUUAUUCAUUUAGACAAAUACAUUCACACGCCAAUCAAAAAUGAAUAUAUGACAGAACAUAUCUUCUUUUUUUUUAAAUAUGGUUAUAAAAAAUAAUUGACCAUUUUUUUUUUCUCAAUUAUAUUUUCAAUUCAACAAAUAAAUCAUUGGACACUUAUUUUUAUAUACAAUAUUU